UGCCACUACCAAAUACUGUGCUGUGUUCUAAGCUAGGGUUUUACAGUGUAUUCAUUUUUAUUUUUAUUGUUUUGAGUACAAUUUAAUCAGAAUAAAAUACCCGAAAAAAAACAUAUUUUGUCAUUUGGUGUGCGUCCUUUCCCCGGUGACAUGUAUUAUGUAUAUUUCUCCAUUCAUACACUUUCUCUGUACUAUUUUCUGUCAUGGUUUUCUUAGUUCACUGAUGGCUGUGCUGUUGUUAAGAAUAUUAUAUGGCAUUCUAACAUGAUCUAAUCCCUCUAGGUGGAACAACUGGCCGCACUCUGAAGUGGGCUACUAGACGACUGUUCUCCGGAUGGGUGUGAUAAAAAUCAGACAGAGACAAUUCUGUAGGUGGAUGUCAGUUGGAGUUCUGACAUGCCUCUUACUUCUAAUGCUGUCUGUUGUCAUCUAUCGAAAAACACAGAAAGAUUACAGCUGGCUGGUGUUUGGAGAUGACGGAACCCCAGAGGACAGCUGCAACUGUGAUAACAUUAUAGUGGGUGACAUCGAAGAGAUUAAACAUGCCAAGCUCCUAACCAUCACAAAGGUCUUCAAGAACCAAACAAAGAUGACAGAUGAGCACUACAUAGAGCUCACACAAGACUGCGAGAGGUUCCGUGUGACUCGAAAGUACAUGCCUUUCACACUCAGUGCGGAGGAAGAGGCCUUCCCUCUGGCGUAUUCCAUCGUAGUUCAUCACAAGGUGCAGAACUUCGAGCGGCUUCUGAGAUCCAUCUACGCUCCUCAGAACUUUUACUGUAUCCAUGUGGAUAAAAAGGCCUCCGAGUCAACUCGAGCAGCAAUCAAUGCCACCGUCUCCUGCUUUGACAAUGUUUUCAUUGCCAGUCAGCUGGAAGAGGUGGUCUACGCCAGCUGGAGUCGUGUCCAGGCUGACAUCAACUGCAUGAAGGACCUUUACCAGAUCAGUGACCGCUGGAAGUACUUCAUUAACCUUUGUGGUCAGGACUUUCCCAUGAAAACCAACCUGGAGAUGGUGCGUGCCCUGAAGGGGUUGCAUGGUGGCAACAGCUUGGAGACUGAGACCAUGCCCUCUAAUAAGGAGUACAGGUGGAAGAAGCGACACAUUGUGAAAAAUGGUGACAUCCACAACACUAACGAAGCCAAAAAGCCUCCUCCCUCUGGUAUAAAGAUGUUUUCAGGUGGUGCGUACAUUGUGGUGAGCCGUGCCUUCAUACGCUUUGUCCUUGAAGACCCCAAAGCUCAAGAACUAAUUUUGUGGUCUAAAGAUACCUACAGCCCUGAUGAGUUCCUUUGGGCCACAAUGCAGCGCAUCCCCGGCGUUCCUGGGUACAUUCGUGCCCACCACAAAUUCGAUAGAACCGACAUGAACACCAUCUCCCGCCUAAUUAAAUGGGUGUACCAUGAAGGUGAUUUUGAUGCUGUGUACCCACCCUGUCAGGGCACUCAUGUCCGUUCCAUUUGUGUAUAUGGGGCAGGAGACCUCCAGUGGAUGCUACAGCAGGACCAUUUAUUUGCAAAUAAGUUUGAUACAGACUUCGACCCUAUCGCCAUACGAUGCCUGGAGAAGCAUCUCAGGAACAAGGCCCUGCAGGCCUGGGUUUGAUAAAAUUCAUUAAAGUACAGAUAAGGGAUUGGCUAAGGUUUAAUUGCUGUAUGGUAGUCCUGUCCAAUCAUAAGGCCCAAUCCCAUUUCACCCUUUUGCUCCUAGCACAUUAGUACAUUCCAUUUUGCAUAUUCGUUUCUAGAGGAAAGGUAUCCCAGUUUUUGUUGGGAUAGAGGGGUAGGGGGAAGUACUGCUGUUACAUGGCGCUCAAACCACGAUUGAUGGCUGUGCAAGUGGUCAAAGAAACCCAGAGAGUUUAUUGUGAUUUCAAGGUAUUAUGGCACUUUUUAUCAUAACAAGCAUUAAAAAAUUGCUAAUAGUCUCUGUAGCUAGCUUGCAAAAUUUCCUGUUCCACCUUUAAUGAUGCAACAGCAGUUACAGAGGCUGCUGCAUUUAAGGUGGAAUGGAAAAAUUUAAACAAGAACCUAGCGAAUGGCUAAUUUUAGCUUGAUAUCACAGAGGAAUUUGGUGUGAAAGAUAAUAUGUAGUUGUUGCAUCCACCCUGCCCUCCCUCCCUAAACCCCACCUUUUGACGAGUUUCGAUGCACUUAAUGUAGGGUGACCAAACGUCCAUAUUUCCUGGGACAUGUCCGUAUUUCAUGUCCUGUCCCGGGUUUUUUUCAGAAAGUGAGGAAAUGUCCUGGGGCCUCAUGUACUAAAGGUGCGUACGCACAAAAACAUUGCGUACGCCAUAUUUCACGCUCACGGUCUGAUGUACUAAAUUUGACUUGAACGUGUGAAAGUGCGUUCCCCCACGGAAGUUUUGUUUUGGGCGUACGCCUUUUUUUUGUGCGUAUGUAUUGUGUUUUUGUCAUUUGGCGACACUUAGAGGCGAUGCAUUGAAAUUACAACUAUUAAGAUAUCCUUUAUGCACACAUUGAAGUAAGCAUUAUUGGGUAAAAUAAAGUAAAUUAAUCAGACAGUUUCAUUGUCUUACAGAAAUAAUCGUUUAACGUGUUUCCACUUAGCCUAGAUCAGGUUUGCGCUGGAGUUGUUGGAGAUGCAGCGUUGGCAUUACUGGAAAAUACUGCUAAUGGCCGAAUUCAUUGAGCGCGCAUUUUCCGUGACCAUUAUGUUUUUUUGGCCCAUGAUGAUGACUGGCUUAUAAGCAGUUUUAGAUUUCCAAGAGCAUAAGAAAACAAGCUGAGUGCGUGACGUGUGUCUUUUUGGUAGGCAACUCAUUUAAAGCAUUUAAAUGAAAGCAUUUAUCUUAGAAUAAUAAAACUUAAAACAUGGGUAAUUAUACGCUAUGCGUAUAUAAUAAUAUUAUUAUUAUUAAUAAUAAUAAUAAUAAUAAUAAUAUUAUUAUUAUUAAUAAUAAUAAUAAUAAUAAUAAUAAUAAUAUAACAUUAUACUCUGCGUAAUUGAGGGAGGAGUCGUGGCAAGUGUGCUGCUUUCGUGCAUUUGCGCUUGAUUUCAAGUUGAUUGUGAUGUACUAAGAGAAAGUACGUGGAAUUCUGCCUACGCACGGUUUGAUAAAUCCGGAUUUUUUUGUGCGUACGGAACUUUUCAGAUCUGAGCGUACGGAACAUUUUAGUAGGAAGUCCACGCAAGUCUUAGUACAUGAGGCCCCUGGUUU
Messenger RNA from Astyanax mexicanus (Mexican tetra), 3185 nucleotides. Its product is annotated as beta-1,3-galactosyl-O-glycosyl-glycoprotein beta-1,6-N-acetylglucosaminyltransferase-like. Gene Ontology annotation, molecular function: beta-1,3-galactosyl-O-glycosyl-glycoprotein beta-1,6-N-acetylglucosaminyltransferase activity. Gene Ontology annotation, cellular component: membrane. The record is from RefSeq and is a predicted model, not a curated record. The transcript has a single exon. Lineage: Eukaryota; Metazoa; Chordata; Actinopteri; Characiformes; Acestrorhamphidae. The coding region runs from base 335 to 1606 and encodes 423 amino acids.